AUGAAAGUCAGCAAGCUUGGUCUCGAAGGCGAUGAGCAUGAUCCAACGUUUCAUGGUGGCCCAGACAAGGCCAUUCUUGGAUACUGUUCCUCUCAUUAUCUCGCCUGGCAAGCAUCAUAUCCAGAACAACAAGAUCGCUUUGUGCCAGGCGGAUUCGGUGAGAACUUUGUGACCGCCAAGAUGAACGAACGCAACGUCUGCAUCGGCGAUAUAAUCUCUGUCGGUCCCGAGGUUCUACUGCAGGUCUCUCUACCCCGUCAGCCAUGCUUCAAACUGAACCACCGGUUCUCACUCAAGAACUUUGCGCCUGUUACAUACCAGACGAGCCGCACCGGCUGGUACUACCGUGUGCUACGUGAAGGGUUCGUCAGCGUUGGAGAUGAAUUGAGGCUCGUGGAACGUCAAUGGCCCAAGUGGACUGUUGAGCGGGUGCAGGAGUACUUGCAUCGCAACACGGACAAUCUUGAAAUGAAUGAGGAGUUGUCGACUUUGGAAGUCUUGGGUCAGGAGAGCAGAGGGCAGUUCCUGAAGAGGGUUUCCAGGGCGAGGAGAAAGAACAGGAAAGAUUCUUGGAAGGAAUACAGGAUCAUCAGCCGCAAGAUGGAGACUGCCAGAGUGGUUUCACUCGUUUUGCAAGCUGUUACUCCCGAUUCCGAGGCGGAGAAGUUUGUUCCUGGAUCUCAUGCACGACUGAAGCUCCCGAAUGGACUGAUACGAUCCUAUUCGAUAGUGUCCACGGCAGACAAAAAAGACAAAACGAACGUGGGGAACCUGUUUGAACUGGGCGUUGCUCUCGACGACAAAAGCCGCGGAGGCUCCCGGUAUCUACACGACCACGCUCAGCUAGGAAACGUUAUCCAGGUCGGCAGAAUCACAAGCGAUGUCGUCCCAGCCAAAUCAGCAAGCACACACGUCUUCAUUGCAGGGGGGAUAGGUAUCACUGCAUUCAUGGACCUGCUGAAGAGAUAUCACACGAUCCAUUGGGCGCUAAAGCUGCACUAUGCUAUGCGUUCAGUCGAAGAGUUUCCAUAUCGGGAUCGCUUAGAGGUUCUAGGUGAUGAUGUGGUCGUAUAUGAUGGGAGCAAGGGGGAGAGGAUGGACAUUGAAGCGAUUGUCAAGGCACUCCCCUGGAACAGCCACCUUUACGUGUGCGGGCCAACCAGGAUGAUGGUGUCUGCCAAAGAGGCGGUCCAGAAACACGGGAUUCUCGCAAACGAGGCUCACUUUGAGCGAUUUGCGGCUGAGGUGUCGGGAGAUGCAUUCGAGGUGCAGGUGGUCAACCGGGGCGACAAGCUAUUCCGAGUGGACAGGGAGGAGAGCCUGCUGGAGGUGCUCCGCAGAGAGUUUGACAAUGUCCCAUCGUCCUGCGAGGUUGGUAACUGCGGCACUUGCAAGGUGAAGGUUGAAAGCGGGCGCGUGGAACACCGGGGGACGGCACUUUCGGAAGAGGAGAGAAGGAGAGGGAUGCUCGCGUGUAGCUUCAAUGACCCCAGGAAAGAGUUCGUGAGAGCGGGGUAUACCUUCACUUUGGGAAUUGGCCAAGGCUGGGCCGGUGAAGCAUGUUGA
Molecule: messenger RNA, 1566 nt
Organism: Fusarium vanettenii 77-13-4
Lineage: Eukaryota; Fungi; Ascomycota; Sordariomycetes; Hypocreales; Nectriaceae
Exons: 3
Coding region: 1-1566 (521 amino acids)
Molecular function (GO): pyridoxal phosphate binding; oxidoreductase activity; molybdenum ion binding
Source: RefSeq, a predicted model, not a curated record